CAAUAACUCUCUCUCUCUCUCUCUCUCUCUCUCUCUCUCUAAGACAGCACACAAAGAACAGAGUUUCUUUCUUUGAAGACUAACCUAGUUAAGAAAUGGAAAACGUUGGAGUUUGUGAUGAGUUUGUUAACCUAAAGGCAACAGAGCUGAGACUGGGAUUACCAGGAACAGAAGAUGGAGGUGAAGCAGAGAAACAAAAGAUUUCUUGCGGUAGAAGCAACAAAAGAGCCUUGCCUGAAACUGAGAAAGAUAUUGAAUCUACUGGAAAAACAGAAACAGCUUCUCCUCCAAAGGCUCAGAUUGUUGGAUGGCCACCUGUAAGAUCUUACAGGAAGAACAAUAUUCAGACAAAGAAAAAUGAAUCUGAAGGUCAAGGAAUGUAUGUGAAAGUAAGUAUGGAUGGUGCUCCCUAUCUGAGGAAGAUAGAUCUAACGGUGUAUAAGCAAUAUUCAGAAUUGAUGAAAUCACUUGAAAACAUGUUUAAAUUCUCUGUGGGAGAAUAUUUUGAGAGAGAAGGAUAUAAAGGCUCAGACUUUGUGCCUACUUAUGAAGACAAAGAUGGUGAUUGGAUGCUUGUUGGAGAUGUUCCUUGGGAGAUGUUUGUUUCGUCUUGUAAGAGGCUAAGGAUCAUGAAAGGAUCAGAAGCUAAAGGUCUCGGUUGUAGUGUUUAAUAAAAGAAGAUUCAGAAACAGAGUUUUUUUCUGUUUUCUCUGUUUUGUAAGAGCUUUGAAACUGCUUGGGUUUUCGGGGGAAGAUGUGUCUUACGAACAUAACUGUGAAUCUUUUCCUCAUCGGUUAAAAUAUUCACUUUCUUGUGGUGUUCUUGAUUCUGAUGAUAACAAAUGUACCAGAGAGAAGGCUUAAACGGUGUUAAGCAUAAUUGUGAGGAAAUGUCUAAUUUAAACUCUAGUUGUGUAGAUCUAUGUUGUGUGCUAUUGAAAGUUCUAAAUCUGAACAUUGUGUUUUCUUUUUUUUUAUGUAACAGAAACCAUUUUUGUGUUAUGGUUUUCUUUUCUUUUUUUUUGCUAGAUUUGUGUUUAACUUUUUGAAAAAUGCAUUAUCAAACAAAGAUCUCAUAUUAAGAUUA
This is a messenger RNA of Raphanus sativus (radish), 1087 nucleotides long. RefSeq names its product auxin-responsive protein IAA4. Gene Ontology annotation, biological process: regulation of DNA-templated transcription. The transcript is spliced from 3 exons. The record is from RefSeq and is a predicted model, not a curated record. Lineage: Eukaryota; Viridiplantae; Streptophyta; Magnoliopsida; Brassicales; Brassicaceae. Gene Ontology annotation, cellular component: nucleus. Gene Ontology annotation, molecular function: protein binding. Bases 96 to 671 code for a protein of 191 amino acids.